Molecule: messenger RNA, 1998 nt
Organism: Hyaloscypha bicolor E
Lineage: Eukaryota; Fungi; Ascomycota; Leotiomycetes; Helotiales; Hyaloscyphaceae
Exons: 4
Coding region: 1-1998 (665 amino acids)
Source: RefSeq, a predicted model, not a curated record
AUGUCUUCGGCUACUGCUGAAUGCGAACGCUGUCGAGAUGGAGAUUUGAAUAACCAUUGGGAUCAUCGGACCAAAGCGACAUUCCAAACGAUAUAUGACAGAGUGAAGUUUCUCCUCGAGAGCAGACCGCGUGAAUGGAAGAAAGACCUCCAAGGUUGGAAGAAAGAACUCCAAGGAGCGAUGCGAGAGCUGUUGGCAAAGCACAUUGGUGAUUCUCUCUACUCUGCGUAUCAACGCGCAAUCGGUCGACAAAUUGUCAAGACAAAAGCUGUUUUCGACGGGUCAAAUCUCUUCCCCCAAAAAGAUGACCCGGGCGCGCCAAAUCAUUUCAGAUGGGCCUUCAACGGAAACUAUACAGGCUUCCCUGCAAACAGACUGAGUUCGUGGAGCCAACCCCAUAUUCUAGAGUGUUUCGAGGCUCUCGAGAGUGACGAAUUAUAUAUCGAGGACUUGGAAAAAGCGCCAGGCCGAGAUGAACCUAAACUUCAGCUUGCAAGGGCCACGGAAGAUGCGUUCAGAAAGCAUAUCUUGGAUCAUACAGGCAGAGCCGUAAAGGAUCUUCAAAAGUGUCUCGUCGGAGACGGUUCUGCUGGUCUUAGAGGCUGGAUGUGGGACUUUUCAUGGGAAGAAGAGUUUCACAAAUUUCCACAUCAGAGAUUGCUGUGGAAAUGGAGUGACAAAGAUUUGAAAGCUUCAAUGGAAUUAUUGAAAAACGGAUCAUUGAAGCUCGUUCGAAUUGAGAGCCUGCGAUCAAGUUCAUCGUCAGCGUCUUGCGAGAAGGCCAUUAAGAAAGAAACCAAAGCUACGAAAGCUGCACGACGGCGUGGUAAUACGAUGGUUCCUAGCUCAGAUGAUGAAGACGACGAGGAAAAUGAGCCACAUAACGAUGACGAGCAUGAUGACGACUUCGACAGCGGAAGCACUGUGGUUGUGGACGAAGGCUCCAACUCCGGCGACUUCGAACGUUUACUGCCUAUGACCCGCCAGUUGCUGAAAUAUCUUGCAAGGCUUGAAAAGCAGCAACUGAAGGUGUUAGAGCUGCAAACUUUGAACAACACCCUACGGAACAGCAAUACAGACCUGGACAAAAAGAUUGAAGAUACAAAGAAACAUCUUAAGUCGGCUAGACGUUUCAAUGAGAUCUUGUUGGAAAAGCUCGAAGGAAAGGAACUGGAGGUCAAAGAAAUGAAAACGAAAUGCGAUCGUUUGGAGCGGGAAAACGAAGAACUGAGCAGGAAAUAUGCUGCUUCGGAACAGAAACCGGAGGUCAAAGAAAUGAAAACGAAAUGCGAUCGUUUGGAGCGGGAAAACGAGGAGCUGAGCAGGAAAUAUGCUGCUUCGGAACAGAAAAGAGAAGAGGCUGAAACAGUGGCUUACAUUGCCAUAAAUAGAGCGACGACCGUGUCCGAAGGCUGUGAUGCCUUAACUGCCGAGUUCAAGCAACAAAACAAGAGCAAUAGAGCGUUGAUAACGGGAAUGCUGGCAAGCAUUGAAAGAAGUCACUCUCCUGUUCUCGAAACAAUAACCAGACCGACCGAGCCACCAGGUCAGGCCGGGCAUCAAGAAUCCCCACGCAAAAGUCACGCACGGCCUUCCAAUAUUCCGGCAGCUUCGAAGAUCAGCCAAAAUCCUCACUUAGGACACGCUGCGCGCACCCGACCCUUUCAGCAAAGUCUGAGUCAGCAAAGUCCUACACGUCCUACACGUCCUGCACUCAUCCCGAAGCCAAACAACGCACAUGUUUUGACAUUCAACUGCCAACCCCCUUCAAGCAAUGGCCGAGAAGGCACAGGAACAAGUGCAAAGAAUACACCAACUGCUCCGGGUAGUGAAAAUAUUGCCCAGGGAGAUACAGAGUGGCUGCAAACAGAAUCACCAGACUGCAAAAUUUUCAGGAUCAGGCUUGCUGAUGACCAGGGUGGCCAAAUGUUCUCCUUUAAACGAGAAUGGUCUGAUGAUGAAAGGCCCCAGACCACCUCCAAAAAAGCAAGGAAUUAG